Molecule: messenger RNA, 912 nt
Organism: Phascolarctos cinereus (koala)
Lineage: Eukaryota; Metazoa; Chordata; Mammalia; Diprotodontia; Phascolarctidae
Biological process (GO): translation
Cellular component (GO): ribosome
Molecular function (GO): structural constituent of ribosome
Source: RefSeq, a predicted model, not a curated record
AUGUGCGCUGCUGCUGCAACUACUAUGGCUAUCACUACCAUUACCGUCUCUACUGUUACUACUCCUACUCCUUUUACUACUACUACACAAGUAGCAGGACAUGCUGAGCACUUGUCAGAUAAAUUGAACCACCACCCUCACCUUUACCACCAUCUCCCCUCAAAUCAUAAUGGAGACUGCCCAGACCCAUAUUCAAGAGCCUUGGAAACAACAGUGCCCACCAAACCACUGGUCUUGUUUUCAGCCAAGCCUCCAAAGUCAUUAUUGGGAGAAAUAAUCCAGAAGCCUGAACUUCAAAGUCUUAGAAUUAGCAAUGCCUCCAGCUCAGAACCUGUAACCAUCACUCCAGGAAACAAUCCGUAUGGAGACGCAACCUUGAAACUACUCCUUCCGUGCUUCUCAGUGGGUCCCGCCCCUGGUUGCGACCUACACUUAAGAAGUGCUAGAGUAGUCUUCCCCCUGCUGGCACUGAAGGCGAAGAAGAAAGCAGUUAUCUCCCCCAAGACAGAAGCUAAGUCCAAGCCCUUGAAGACCAAGAAGGCAGUGUUGAAAGGUGUUUAUAGCCACGAAAAGAAGAUCCAAACAUCCCCCACAUUCCUACGACCCAAGACACUAAGACUUUGACGGCAGCCCAAGUACCCUCUGAAAAGUGCCCCUUGCAGGAACGAGUUUGAUCACUAUGCCAUUAUUAAGUUUUCCUUGACCACUGAGUCUUCUAUGAAGAAGACUGAGGACAAUAACACUCUGGUCUUCAUUGUGGAUGUCAAAGCCAACAAGCAUCAGAUCAAGCAGUGUGACAUCGAAGUGGCCGAGGUUAACAUGCUGAUCUGGCCUGAUGGAGAGAAGGCCUCUGUCCAACUUGCUCCAGACUAUCACGCUUUAGAUGUUGCCAACAAAAUUGGAAUCAUCUAA